Molecule: messenger RNA, 5118 nt
Organism: Magallana angulata
Lineage: Eukaryota; Metazoa; Mollusca; Bivalvia; Ostreida; Ostreidae
Product: disks large homolog 1-like
Exons: 25
Coding region: 223-2832 (869 amino acids)
Biological process (GO): chemical synaptic transmission
Cellular component (GO): neuron projection; neuromuscular junction; postsynaptic density membrane
Molecular function (GO): kinase binding
Source: RefSeq, a predicted model, not a curated record
UCCCUGUGUCACGUGACAAUUAUUUCGAGUAAUCCGCCAUCUUUAUGGUAAAUACGCAUCUCAUCGUUUCCUGUGUGACUUCCUUGGAUGUUUAACUCAUUUCCCGCGCUCGUUGCACAUCGCCAAAUCAUUCUGCACGACUCCCAGAUUCACCAAGCCUUUUAGAUCCGAAAACAGGUGCUUUGCAAGGCCAGGCUUCGAGGACAACCCCUCCAAAACACCAUGCCGGUCCGAAAACAAGAUGCUCAUCGGGCCUUGGAGCUGUUGGAGGACUACCACUCCAGACUCACCCAGCCACAGGACAAACAGCUCAAGAUAGCCAUAGAACGUGUCAUCAAAAUAUUCAAAAGCAAGCUCUUCCAGGCUUUACUUGACAUACAGGAAUUCUAUGAGUUCACACUUCUAGAUGAAAGUAAAUCCACACAACAGAAAACGUUAGAGACACUACAGAUUGCCAGUAAGUGGGAGAGGGAGCCACCUAUCACCACCGUGACACAGCCCAAAAUAGAGAAGUCUGUGGCUCCCGUGGAUGAAGAGUUACCUCCCCCUCCUCCAGAGCUCAGAAAUGACACGCACACCAAAGCUCACAUUAUCAGUGCCGACGACGAUGUAGAUACUUUACCCCCUCCACCACAAGGAUCCGAGGGUGGAGAAUCCGAUUAUAUAAAUGGAGAGCCAGAGUGGGAGUUUGAAACCAUUCCAUUAUUUAGGGGGAACACAGGGCUUGGGUUCAGCAUUGCUGGAGGGGCAGACAAUCCUCAUAUUGGGGAGGACCCUAGCAUCUUCAUCACCAAGAUCAUCCCCGGGGGUGCUGCUGCCGAGGACGGGAGACUGAAAAUCAAUGACAUCAUUGUGAAGGUCAAUGAGGUCGAUGUGUCAGAGGCCACACACUCCGAGGCAGUGGACGCGCUCAAGCAGGCUGGUACCCGGGUAGUGCUGCAUGUGAAAAGGCUGAAAGCACCAACAGAGAAUGUUUUAGAAAUUCAACUCAUUAAAUCCAAUAAAGGCCUUGGAUUCAGCAUAGCAGGGGGUAUCGGAAAUCAACACAUUCCAGGUGACAAUGGUAUUUUUGUCACCAAAAUCAUUGAGGGAGGGGCUGCAGAACAGGACGGACGGCUAGCCGUGGGGGACAGGCUUAUUGCUGUGAAUGAAGCAAACCUUGACAAUGUGACACACGAGGAAGCUGUGGCUGCACUGAAGGCCACACAGGAGGUUGUGAACUUGACCAUUGCCAAGCCAUCCUACAUACCAGACAAUGUCAGUCAGGAUCAGGGAACACCCCCAUCUGCUAGAAAAGUAGAGAAUGUCGCUGUGGUUGCGCCAACCUCAAGUCCAGAUACUUUCAUACGUUCAAGUCCAGAUUUCAGACGUUCAAGUCCAGACAAACCCACAAAUGUUUCCCUGCAUUCAGAGAAUACCUACGCUAAUGAGGACCCUGGGAGGGAUCCAAGGAAAAUAAUUCUAAAGAAAGGGUCAACUGGUCUUGGCUUCAACAUCGUUGGAGGGGAGAAUGGGGAGGGGAUAUUUGUGUCCUUCAUCCUGGCUGGUGCACCAGCGGACCUUAGCGGGGAACUACGGAGGGGCGACCAGAUCUUGUCUGUGAAUGGGAAAGAUCUGCUCCUGGCCACCCACGAGGAGGCAGCAGGUGCCCUAAAGACGGCGGGAGACACGGUGGAACUGGUGGUCCAAUAUAGACCUGAUGAAUACAACAGAUUUGAGGCCAAAAUACAGGACCUGCGAGAGCAGAUGAUGAAUACAAGCACAGGCAGUUUACGCACCACCCAAAAGAGGACUCUCUAUGUCAGAGCAUUGUUCGAUUACGAACCAACAAAAGACAGCGGUUUGCCCAGUAAAGGCUUAGCUUUUAAAUAUGGGGAUAUUCUUCACGUAACAAACGCAAGCGACGAUGAAUGGUGGCAGGCCCGAUAUGUGACGCCCGACGGGGAGGAGGAGGGAAUGGGAAUCAUUCCAAGCAAAAAACGGGUAGACCGAAAAGAAAGAGCAAGGUUAAAAAAUGUCAAGUUUACUGGCAAAACAAGUGAAAAGACAAAUGGAAAUGUGCAACAUAUGAAUGCAAAUGAGAAGAAAAAGAAGAAUUUCUCAUUCUCCAAACGGUUCCCCUUCAUGAAGAGCAAGGACCAUGCAGUGGGCGAGGAUAUCAGUGCUGAUGAGCGUGGUGCCGACAGUGAGGCUAGCUAUCGUGGUGAUGAACCAAUCCUUUCCUAUGAAGCUGUUGUUCAACAGGAAUUAAAGUACACCCGACCAGUCAUCAUCUUGGGACCGCUGAAGGACAGAAUCAAUGAUGACCUCAUCUCAGAAUUCCCAGACAAAUUCGGAAGUUGUGUCCCUCAUACAACACGACCCAGGCGUGACUAUGAGGCAGACGGCAGAGACUACCACUUUGUGGACUCGCGGGAACAAAUGGAGCGUGACAUCCAGAAUCACUUGUUCAUUGAAGCAGGACAGUACAAUGAGAACUUGUACGGAACCAGUGUAGCUUCUGUCAAAGAAGUUGCAGAGAAGGGAAAGCACUGCAUCCUCGAUGUGAGCGGCAAUGCCAUUAAGAGGCUACAAGUAGCAGGACUAUACCCUGUCGCCAUACUUAUCAAACCAAAGUCCAUAGAAUCCAUUAUGGAUAUGAACAAGAGAAUAACAGAAGAACAAGCAAGGUUGACAUAUGAAAGAACCAUGAAAUUGGAGCAAGAGUUCGGAGAAUACUUUACUGCUGUUGUGCAGGGGGAUACGGCGAACGAGAUCUAUGCAAAGGUGAAGGAAGUGAUCCGUGACCAGUCUGGUCCCACCAUCUGGGUACCAGCCAAGGAGAAGUUAUGAGCGGUCAAGCGGAUCGUCGAGUGGAAACUGUUGCAGAUCAGCCCUUGCUCAGUGAUAGUCUAACUGCCAUUGAACUGUGACAUUCUUACCAAAUCGUGUGUGACGAAGCAGGCCAAGGGGAACUUAUCUACAAACCUGGGCAGGCAAUAGAUUUAUUUAUUGGAGUUUAUGUUUUUUACUGUGAAUGUAUCAUUAUUUUUUCAUCUUCGAUCAUGCAUUUCACCUGUGUGACUUUGUUCAUGUGCGAUUAGGUCAGAGUGGCCAUUGAUUGUAUGGAAACGAAAGCCAAAUGUCUUGUAAAGGGUCUUAUUUGAAAUAAUCAAAAGGGUUGAGCAAGCAAAUUUUUGGGUGGUUAAUUCAAUAAUCAGGUAUAUAAGGAAAGAUAUUGCAGGAACUUAAUCAAGUAUUGAUUGAUACUGAAUUUUUAACAGAAUGUUGAUAAUCAAGUGUUGCCAAUUGUGAUAGAAUUUGUAUAUAUAUAUAUACAUAUUAUGAUAGGAAGAUUGAUUAUUGAAUAAUACCUUGGAGAAUUUUAAUAUUGUAAUAUAUAUAAAGUGAUUUUAUGGUGAAGAUGUUCAUGUUACCCCCGUUGAUUUAGACAUAUUUUACUGACAACAUUUUAUAUGUACCGUAGCACUGACCACGAUGCAGUAUAUAUCUGUACUUUGUGUUAGCUUCCAGUGUUAUCAGCUGUACAGUACCCAGGCCUGUCAAGGCGAGCUUCUUGUAACUGAUUAUAAUAGACGGUUAUUGAAAUCAACAUUCCCCAAGUAUUCCAAGGUAGACCACACUCCUCUGUACAAAGGCUAUUGGUUUUUUUUAAUGUAGCAGCUUUUGAAUUAUCUGUUAUUUCGAAUGAUUUUAUAAUUAAAGCGUUGUUGUAUCUAUUGUUGGGAGUAGGGGGAUGAACUAUAAACAAAAGUGCUGGGGGUGUUUAUGUACGAGAAGAGCAAAGCUAUUAAUUCUUUUUUUUUCUAAACAAAUCAAUGUAUGUUUGCAUAUCUUGGGCAUUUAAUGUCGAGGGGAGACCACUCACAGCCCUGUUGUUAUUUUUUUUUUCUUUCGCUAUUUUUUUUUUUUUUUUUUUUUUUUUUUAAUUUUGUAGCUUCAUUUUUCUACCUCGCUUGCCUCCUUCCACCAAAGGAUGGUCAGAUCUUGGUCAUCCAACUGUUUGUUGCGGAUUCUAAAAGGGGGAGGGGGUUAUAUGAAAAUGAAAAAAAUACCCAGUCCCAAGCACACCUCUUAUGUAAAGUAAUGGGUCGGGGUUUUAUGUUAUCCUGUUACAACUAGAAAUGCACUGGAAAUAUUAUAUCUUUCCCGUUUCUUUUUAUAGCUAUCCAAUUCUGUAACCCAUGUAUUCCUUUUCGCAGCUGGCUGCCAUAUUGUUAUAAUUAGAAGGGGGGAUAUUCUGAAAUACUGUAAAAAGUUUACUAGUUUUCCAUAUUCUUAUUUUAGACUAGACUAGGGUUUCAAAAUAUAUUUCAAUUUAGUAAAAUACACGGUAUUUGGAAGAAUAUUUUGAGUGAAUAUUUUGUCUUGCCAUUAGGAUCUGUCUGUGUUGUAAAAUCAUUCAUUUUCCCAUUGGUGAGAUCGCAGUAUUCUACAAGUGUCUGACAAGUUUUAUCCAAAAAAAAGUCUGUUGUCGUUAUCAUCCAUAACUCCAAACUUCUGCUGUUGGUCAUUUUUUUUUUUAAUGUACAUUGAACUACGUCAUGCUCUCAUUAUGAAACAUUUUGAUCACAUUUAGAUGUAGAUUUGUUUUCUCAAUUUUUCAAAAUCAAUUUAUCAUAACUUAUAUUAAUUUAUAAUAGCACAUACUGUUCUCCUCAGUGAACUUGGGAUUCAAUUUUAUCGAUUUUAAUUAACUUAAAUCACAUAAAUUCCUCAAAAGAUCUCAUUAAACGGCGAAUCUAAUGAGGUUUUAAGAAAGAUAAUAAGUAUUGUAUUGUGUAUUUCAAAAGUUGCAUAUCUGGAAUUGAUAAUUGGAUUUAUUGUAACAUAACAGGAAAUUAAGCCACUUUGAUAGAAUAAGCAAUGCAACCACCAAGUUGAUCUACUGUCUUGUUAAAUUUUUUUUUAUUUUAACUUGUAAACAAACAAAUCUGUAUUUUAUUUUUUACAAGAUAUGAAGAUUUGCUUGCUUUCCAUUGUGCAUGUAUAUUUGAUAAAUUGAUAAUAGACAAUAUGCUUGUCAAUUGAUAAGAUUGACUUAAUUCAGGAGUCAUUUACCAAGGAAAAAUAGUAUAUCAUUAAUAUAAAUUAAAAAAAAAAAUACUUGUUAAAAAA